Messenger RNA from Marmota monax (woodchuck), 6350 nucleotides. RefSeq names its product ephrin A5 (gene Efna5). The coding region runs from base 1306 to 2028 and encodes 240 amino acids. Gene Ontology annotation, molecular function: ephrin receptor binding. Gene Ontology annotation, biological process: axon guidance; regulation of cell-cell adhesion; ephrin receptor signaling pathway. NCBI's taxonomy places the organism in Eukaryota, Metazoa, Chordata, Mammalia, Rodentia, Sciuridae. The transcript has 6 exons. The record is from RefSeq and is a predicted model, not a curated record. Gene Ontology annotation, cellular component: plasma membrane; external side of plasma membrane.
AAGAAAAAAAGGCUGCCCACAUGAUCCGGGCCGCGGCAGCAACGCUGGUUGGCUGCGCCUCCCCCUGCUCGGUCCGGAGCUCACACCCGCUCCCGCGCCUCCUGCCAACCCCGCGCCCCGCGCAACACGCCCAGGCGGAGCCCCCCUCGCCCACGUCCACGUUCACGCGCGCGGUCUCGCGCAGUGGUGAGGCUGCUGUUGGGUCGCCUCUGCUGUCGGCUUUACACGCAGGUCAUUAACGAGGGGGCGUGCCCGAGGAGAUUUUUCCCAUAAAGCAUUUUUCUUCUUUUUUUUUUCCUCUCUUUUGCAAAACUGACUUUUACCCCUUUCCACUUCUCGCCAGUCGUUUCAAUCUCUCCAGGGCUGCUCGUGCUUCUGCACUCAAGUUUAUUUAUUUUCCCACCUGGGUUGGGGUUUUAGGAUUCGGAUUCUGAUUUUUACCUCUUGUUGCUGCUGUGCCUAAGGAGGGAAAGAGAAGCAGCUGCGGGAGGAUCGGGAAGGUUUUCUGAUGUAGUCAUCAGGGAGGUGCCACUCGCUCGUGCGCGCUCUCUUUCUCUCUCUUUUUUUGUUUUUCCUUUUUUCCCCAUUUCAAACUGAUUGAUGUAUCUCUACAAGUUGCUGGACUUGGGGCCAGCCCCGUCGGAGUCACAGGGACACUUCUGAGAGCUCACCCGGGGCUCUUGGCACCGCGUGUGGGGAAUCAGUCUCGCUCCCGGAAGGCGAUCGGAGACUGACAUCAACCCAUCCCGGAGUUGGAGGGAUCCUUUUGAAAGUGAUUGUUUCCCCUCCCGCUCUCCAGCAGAACAGUUGGGUUGGCGUCGUCUUGCAGGUUUGGGAAUCCCAGCUCCGCCGGGCUGGCUGGUUCAUAACCUCUACUCUUCAUUCACUUUGGUGCACCCACACCCGGCCAAGAAAAGCACACAGGAGAAAUCCCUGAGACUCGGCCACUGCCCGGGGUGCCGACUCCCGCUGCCGCUGCAGUCCGACUCCACUAGGGACCUGCGGGAAGACUCGAAGAGCCAAACUUUUCUUUGAGGUUUUCGAGGCAAGACCGCUCCUCGCCAGCGCAGCUGCCGGUUAACCAGUUCCAGGACGCCGGCGGGGCUGGGUUUGCGGCUCCAGAUCCCCACCCUUCUCGGCAAGCCGCCCGGUACCGCAGUACCAACUACUCCUCCGAGAUUUCCAGGGGUCUCCUGGCUAAGGCACAGAGGAGGCUGGGGAAAGCUCUCAGACUUCAGGGGCCACAAGCGUCCAGCCCCCUAUCUACACGGCGCCCUCCUUUUGCAGUUUCCCUCCCGCCGCCAAAUGGCGCGUCGGGGGCUCCGCCGCUGGCCAGGCGUGAUGUUGCACGUGGAGAUGUUGACGCUGGUGUUUCUGGUGCUCUGGAUGUGUGUGUUCAGCCAGGACCCGGGCUCCAAGGCCGUCGCCGACCGCUACGCUGUGUACUGGAACAGCAGCAACCCCAGAUUCCAGAGGGGUGAUUACCACAUUGACGUCUGUAUCAAUGACUACCUGGAUGUUUUCUGCCCUCACUAUGAGGACUCAGUCCCAGAAGAUAAGACUGAGCGCUAUGUCCUCUACAUGGUCAACUUUGAUGGGUACAGUGCCUGUGACCACACUUCCAAAGGCUUCAAGAGAUGGGAAUGUAACCGGCCUCACUCUCCAAAUGGACCACUGAAGUUCUCUGAAAAAUUCCAGCUCUUCACUCCCUUUUCUCUAGGAUUUGAAUUCAGGCCAGGCCGAGAAUAUUUCUACAUCUCCUCUGCAAUCCCAGAUAAUGGAAGAAGGUCCUGCCUAAAACUCAAAGUCUUUGUGAGACCAACAAAUAGCUGUAUGAAAACUAUAGGUGUUCAUGAUCGUGUUUUCGAUGUUAACGACAAAGUAGAAAAUUCAUUAGAACCAGCAGAUGACACCGUACAUGAGUCAGCCGAGCCAUCCCGCGGCGAGAACGCGGCACAAACACCAAGGAUACCCAGCCGCCUUUUGGCAAUCCUACUGUUCCUCCUGGCGAUGCUUUUGACAUUAUAGCACAGUCUCCUCCCGUCACCUGUCACAGAAAACAUCAGGGUCUUGGAACACCAGAGAUCCACCUAACUGCUCAUCCUAAGAAGGGACUUGUUAUUGGUUUUUGGCAGAUGUCAGAUUUUUGUUUUCUUUCCUUCAGUCUGAAUCCUAAACAACAACUUGGGGUUGGGGGGACUGAAUAAACUAGUUGCUGCCUCCCUCACUCCAUCCCCAGCCCUUGCCCUUGACUUCUCUCACCCCUUCCAAAUUAAAUGGACUCCAGGUGAAAAUGCCAAAUUGUCGUAGUGACACCAGUGGUUCGUCAGCUCCUGUGCAUUCUCCUCUAAGAGCUCACUUCCGUUAGCACACUGUGUGGAUGGUAUAUGGACAAGGAAGAAUAGUGGCAGAUGCAGCCAGUGAUGGCCAGGCCCGGGAGGGUUUCACUCUCCUAUACAAUAUUUAUGCCUUCUCAUUCAGGACUGUAAGAUGAUCAUGCAGGGCAUCAUGUCACCAUGUCAGGUCCAGAGGGGAGGUAUUAAGAAUAGAUAUAAUAUUACACCAUUUCCUCUAGGAGUAUAUAAAUGAACAGGCUUCUAAAAGGUUGAGACACUGGGUUUUUUUAAAAUAUGACUGUCUUAAAGCAUUCUUGACAGCAAAACUUGUAUUCUGUAAAAGAAGCCUUUUUUUUCCAGGAGGCGAGUUGGGUGCAGGAAUGCUAAUACAGAGCAAGUGUGAAAACAGAGCAAACUAUGUUUGGUGGGGGUGUGUAUGUGUGAGUGCCUCUAAUUUUUUUGGUGACUGGGCAGUGCACACCAGAUCUUUUUUUUUUUUUUUUUCCUUUGAAUAAAGAUCACCAUGGUGCUACAACUUUUUUUUUUUUUUUUUUUUUUAGAAACUCAAAGAGGCAUUUUUAUGAAUAAAGUGACCUUCCCCAAGGCUGACAAGCCAGGGUUGAUGAUUGCAGAGUGGAAUAGCUUUGGCUGCUCCUCUGGGGGAUGAUAUGUACCAAGGAAAGGAUGUCAGUGGCCAGAGGAGAUGUGAUUUGGCUUUGCUGGAGCGCCAGUGUGCUGUGGCCUUUUCCCGACUCCCACCCCAAUGCCCACGUUUUGCUCCACACUCCACAACUGCAGGGGGCUCAGACAAAAAAACCCCUGUCACCAGGAGAGUCAGUCAGCACUACUUGGGAGGGCUAAAGGGAAAUUUGGAAUAAAAAUUCCAAAGUUUGGAAUAAAAGAAUUCAAGCAUUGAUUUUAUAUUCUUUCCCUUUCUGACACAGCCUAAAGCGUAGGGGGAACACGUGUUUAUCUGUGGGAGAUAAACAAGAUGGAGUCCCAAAGACUUUAACAAAAUAUUUUUUUAAAAAUCCACUAGAAUAGAAAAUACAUUAUUUAGAUAUACUUUAUGCUGAGAGUGAGUAUAUAUGCUUGUCCUAUUUAAACUUGUGAGAAAAAGUGGUAUCCCUUGAUACAUUUAGAAAUAUGGGGGCUAUCUUGUUUCAUUGUGGGGGUGGGGCAGAAGGAGAAUAAACACAGGAUGACCCUGUUUAAGGAAUCUUAGCAUGGCCAACAGGGGACGUUUCCAGUUGAUUACCAGGAAAUGUGAGCCUUGGGGUUUCUACUGGUGGGACUGUCAUGAACUUUAAACUCCAAAGCCUAGACAGGGAGAAGUGUCAGACCAAUGGAAAAGUGAUCUAGCCUUUUAUGCUAUUGCACGACAUGUCAAUAGAAACCAUGCCUUUCAAAAUAAUUAAGCAAGUCAAUAAAUGCAAUGAUCAUGUAAAAUGUGAAAAAUUUGAGAGCAUUCCAGCAAAAUAAGGAUUUUUAUAUAUUCGUUUUUUAAAAUGUAUAUGUAAAAAAAGGGGGGUCAUGUUAUGGACGGACUUCAUGAAUGGGAAUUUGCUUAGAAUUGUGAGUAGUUUUGAAUUGAAAAAACAUGUGAAUGAAAGGCAGCUGUAAAUGUACUGCACCCUAGAGAGUUGUACACAUGUUGAAAUGUAAUCUGGGCUUACCUGAUGGUUUGGAGUGGAUGUUACUGCUGAGUCUGUUCUCACUUGGAACUUUGUGAGUGGGGUUGCCAGCUUCGCAGAUACAAUCAACCCUUCUCCCCAAUAUCAGGAACUUCUCUGGAGUGGCAGAGUCUUAUCACAGAAGGCACCCACUAUUUCAUUGAAACAAAAGUCCACAGCAUUCAAUUCCUUUUUCCUUUAGCUAUUUAUAUGCUCAAUACUCUCAGUAGUGUCCAGAAAUCCUAUUCUUUUUAUUAAUAGUUACAGGCUUGUUGGUCCAGUGGGAUUUGGGUAGGGGGAAAAAAAGAUACCUUUUAAAAUGGAUCAAUAGGCAGAACGAAAAUAAUACUGCAUGUUCUAUAGCCGAGGAAAUCAAACAAUCCUGUAAUAAUUCCAGUUAGUCAUAACUACAUUAGCAGUGCUAAUUUCAUUUUAGAAAUGGUGACUUCUGUGGUUUUUCUAGCAUUUGUCUCUAACAAAUAAUGAAAUAAUUACUCAUGGCCCUCUCUGCCAUUGUCUUUCAUUUUUCACAGGGAAAUUAGACCCUUUUACUUCACUAUUGUGCCACCACAAAUUAAGUUUUAAAAAAAAUUAGCAAGACUUUCCACACCAGUAGACAAUAUGCUUCUCAACCUAUAAAUGACAUAAUCAUAGCUAAUGCACUUGCGUGGAGUUUUCAAGAAGAUGAUUGGUAUCAGACAGUUUUCAUCUUGUCCAAAAAAACGCUGGUGGCCUUUUGUAGUGGUGUUACAAUCCUCUGGGGGCUUAGGAGGAUGUCAUGUAACUUUGUAGCAGCUUUUAAUUUAAAAAAAAUUCAAAGCCUGAAGGGCAGCCAUGACUGCCCCUCAGCCCCAGUUGGUCAAACCCCAGCGACCUUUGCCCCUGGUUGCCAAGGGCUUUGCAACAUGAAGCAGGGAUAUAAGGAUCUGUCUGUUUAGUGGAUACCGUGUAUCCUGUAAUAGACCAGGUAACAGUUCGUGUUAGUUUAGACUAUUGUUUUGUAUUGUACUUUCUUGGGUGGCAGAGGAAAGAAAAGAAAAACAUUAAAAAAAAAAAAGCGUUCUUUAAAUUCUGUAUUAUUAGCAACCUCUGUUGUAUAUAGUGUUUGAUAAUAAAGUAUUAAUUUGAUUCUUAUGUCUUUUGUAAGUGAGAACAAUAGACUUUCAGGAUACAAAACAUGCAUCGAGGCUUUGAAACAUCCAGUGUGUACAUGACUAAGAAAAGUCACAAAUGGCUGAGACACUGCUCCAUAUACAGGACUCAUGUGGUCAUCACCCACCUAAGCUUAAGACUCCAUCAUCUUGGGACCUGGAACAACAUGACUUUUUUGACCAAUAUCUUGUCCUCAAUGUUUUCAAGGUCUGAUGUUGGAGCCCUAUGGUCCUCCCCUACCCUAAGCAUGUGGUUUGAAAAGGUUUGGAGAAUUUAGUAAUGGUUCUGUACUUUGGUUUGGUUUUCUGUUUAUGGUUGUUUCAUGGACUGUUUCAUUUUUCCCAGGAAAAGUCUUGUCGGUAUCAAGUGCAGCUCAGGCACAGGAAAGGUUGCAAACCAAUCCCUUUAGGAAGAUUAAAUGGGGGCUGUUUCCCUCUGUACAAUGUGAGAGGAAGAGUCACACUGUACCUGUAGAUUUUCAGGGACUCUGUUUUUCUCCGGUGCCUUAGCAACGGCUGCAGCCAUUUUUUAUUAGUUUCAAAAAAUUAGAAAAACAGUUUUUAGCUCCUCCCUUCCAUUCAUUGCUCUCAAAGUUGUGGUCACUGGCUUUUGUUUUGAAAACCACCUCCACCAGCACCCUGGUUUGCCUUACAACUCCCUCAACUUUUUAUGUUUUUUAAAAUUAUUAUUAUUUGUCUCUCGCUUUCCUCCUACAUUUUAUUUUCCCUCAGAGCCGUGAAUGGGCAGGUCUGUCUCUGGUUUGGCAUCACUGAGUUUUUCCCAUGCAUUUGCCUCAGAGCUGCUCGGAUGUGAGAAAAUCUCCCUACAAUGGGCUUGCUCCCAUUGUCUGUACAGUUUAAUAGAUGCUGGCAUGUUGGAGGUUACCCAUGAGUCAAAAUCCACUUUCCAUGCUUACUCUUGACACCCCAUUGAAGCCACUCAUUGUGUGUGCGUCUGGGUGUGAAGUCCAGCUCCGUGUGGUCCUGUGCUUGUACUGCCCUGCUUUGCAGUUCCUUUGCACUUACUCAUCGAGUGCUGUUUUGAAAUGCUGACAUUAUAUAAACGUAAAAGAAAUGUAAAAAAAAAAAAAAAAACCCACACACAAACAAACCCAUACAAUCUGUAUUUGUAUAUACACGUGUCCGUACAAGUAUACCUAAAUAAAAAUUAAAGAUUUUCAUCAUUUUAA